AUCUAACCGGAGCUCCUCUCCUCAGAAGUUACAGAAGCUAUUCUGUAACACAGGCGAUAAAGAUCGGAGCAAAGGGAAGAAGAAUGACGACCAGUUUCGUUUACAAGGACCAAAGUGCCCCUAUCGAGCAGAGGGUCAAAGACCUUCUUUCCAGGAUGACUCUUGAGGAGAAAAUCGGACAAAUGACUCAGAUUGAACGCGCCGUUGCCACUCCCUCCGCCAUCACUAACCGUUUCAUAGGGAGUUUGCUGAGCGGAGGUGGAAGCAAGCCGUCGGAGAAUGCGGCGUCGGCGGAAUGGGCCGACAUGAUCGAUGGAUUCCAGAAGGCGGCGCUGGAGACCCGCUUAAGCAUUCCUAUUCUCUACGGGAUCGACGCCGUACACGGGAACAAUAACGUUUAUGGCGCCACCAUUUUCCCCCACAAUAUUGGGCUCGGAGCUACAAGGGAUGAGGAUUUAGUGAGGAGGAUAGGGGAAGUAACGGCUCUGGAAGUGAGGGCAAGUGGAUCUCAGUAUGCUUUUGCUCCUUGCGUAGCUGUUAGUAGAGAUCCUAGAUGGGGAAGAUGCUAUGAGAGCUAUGGUGAAAGCACUGAAGUUGUAAGCAAAUUGAGCUCACUUGUUACAGGCUUGCAAGGACAGGUUCCCCAAGGACAUGUGAAGGGCUACCCUUAUGUUGAUGGAAGAACUAAGGUCGUUGCGUGUGCAAAGCAUUACGUUGGUGAUGGGGGGACCGAUAAAGGAACAAAUGAAGGAAAUACACUAACAUCAUACGAUGAAUUGAUCAAUGAUCAUUUGGCUCCCUAUCUGGACUGCUUGUCUCAAGGAGUUUGCACUGUUAUGGCAUCAUACUCAAGCUGGAAUGGACGCAAAAUGCACUCUGACUAUCAUCUUCUUACUGAGAUUCUGAAGGAAAAACUGGGAUUUAAGGGUUUUGUGAUAUCAGAUUGGGAAGCGCUCGAUAGGCUUACUGACCCUCCAGGCUCAAAGUACCGUGAAAGCAUCUUGUCCUCAAUCAAUGCCGGAAUAGAUAUGGUGAUGGUGCCUUUUAGGUUUCAGUUAUUUCUGGAUGAACUGUUGUCUUUAGUAGAAUCAGGGGAGAUACCAAUGUCCAGGAUUGACGAUGCUGUUGAAAGAAUCCUGAGGGUCAAAUUUGUCUCAGGCAUAUUUGAGCAUCCUUAUGCAGAUAGAUCUUUAUUGGAUUUGGUUGGCUGUAAGGAACAUCGAGAAGUAGCACGCGAAGCUGUCCGCAAGUCCUUGGUUCUACUGAAGAAUGGGAAGAAUGACGAUAAACCAUUUCUUCCCUUAGACAAGAAUGCCAAAAGGAUCCUUAUUGCAGGAACACAUGCUGAUGACCUCGGUUACCAAUGUGGAGGCUGGACUUCUUCCUGGACUGGAUCCAGUGGCAAAGUCACAAUCGGUACAACCAUUUUGGAUGCCAUAAAAGGGGUUGUGGGUGAUGAGACAGAACUAGUAUUUGAGCCAAACCCUUCAACAGAAACAUUUAAUGGUCAAGAUUUCUCUUAUGCCAUUGUGGCUGUGGGAGAGACGCCAUACGUUGAAACCGGUGGAGAUGAUCCGCACCUCAAAAUUCCAUUGAACGGUUCUGAGAUUGUGAGCUAUGUCGCUGACAAGGUCCCCACUCUGAUGAUUCUGAUCUCCGGGAGGCCAAUGGUUAUAGAACCAAGCAUCCUGGAUAAGGUAGAGUCCCUAGUUGCUGCUUGGUUGCCUGGAAGUGAAGGAAGGGGAAUCACAGACGUUCUAUUUGGGGACUAUCCUUUCCAGGGUAAACUUCCCAUGACAUGGUUUAGAAGUGUUGAUCAACUACCUGUCCAUGCUCAAGAGAAUUCUGUUGAUCCGCUGUUUCCUUUCGGGUUCGGGCUGACACCCUAAACAGAACAAGAAGAACAAAUUGAGCCAUGGGAUGAUAUACUUAUUGUUUCAGUUGGCAGUGAAUUCCAACUGCAUUAUUGCUUAUACAUUGAAUAUUUAUGUAUAAGCCAACUUAAAACAUGAAUGCUUAUGGACAAUUAACUCUCAAUAUGUACGUAUAUAGUUUCUACUUAUACAAGCGCAAUGUUCAUUUUCACCACCCUCAUUGAACUCUAA
This is a messenger RNA of Cuscuta europaea, 2105 nucleotides long. NCBI's taxonomy places the organism in Eukaryota, Viridiplantae, Streptophyta, Magnoliopsida, Solanales, Convolvulaceae. The record is from the annotation of a GenBank genome assembly.